Molecule: messenger RNA, 795 nt
Organism: Lolium rigidum
Lineage: Eukaryota; Viridiplantae; Streptophyta; Magnoliopsida; Poales; Poaceae
Product: short-chain dehydrogenase reductase 5-like
Exons: 2
Coding region: 1-795 (264 amino acids)
Source: RefSeq, a predicted model, not a curated record
AUGUCGAAGCCAAGGUUCGACGGCAAGGUGGUGAUCGUGACGGGCGGAGCGAGCGGCAUCGGCGAGGCGAUGGCGCGGCUGUUCGCGGCGAGCGGCGCCACGGUGGUGAUCGCGGACAUCCAGGACGCGCUCGGCGAGGCGCUGGCGGCCUCCAUCGGCGCGCCAUGCACGUACGCGCGCUGCGACGUGACGGACGAGGCCCAGGUGGAGGCCACGGUGGGCGCGGCCGUGGCCGCGCACGGCCGCCUGGACGUCAUGCUCAGCAACGCCGGCAUUCUGCUCCUCACGGGCUCCGUCACCGACAUGGACCUGUCGGCGCUGGACCGCGUCAUGGCCGUCAACUUCCGCGGCGCGGCGGCGUGCGUCAAGCACGCGGCGCGCGCCAUGGUGGCCGCGGGGACGCGCGGCGCCAUCGUGUGCACGGGGAGCGUGGCGUGCGUGCAGGGCGGGUACGGCCCCGCGUCGUACACGGCGUCCAAGCACGCGCUGCUGGGCCUGGUGCGCUCCGCGGCCGGGGAGCUGGGUCGGCACGGCGUGCGCGUCAACCUCGUGUCCCCCGGCGGCGUGGCCACGCCGCUCAGCCUCACGCUGGCCGGGGUGGGCGCCGAGGAGAUGGAGGCAAUGACGGAGGCCGGGAGCAUGCUGCGCGGGAAGGUGCUGCGCGCCGCCGACGUGGCGGAGGCGGCGCUGUUCCUCGCGUCCGACCAGGCCGGGUACGUCAGCGGGCACAACUUCGUCGUCGACGGCGCCGCCACCGUCGCCAUCCCCUCCGUGCUGGAGUCCAUCGGGCUGUGA